CGAAAAGAACAGAAAAUUCUGCGUGAGAGUGAAACUAGUUAAAUAUACAUAAAUAGAUGUAUAAAUUUGAAAAGAAGAAUCUUUUACAGAAAAAGAAAAUUACGAUCGACCUGAAAAAGAUAAGAACACAGAAAGGAAUGAGAUCUUGGAAUUCAUCAGUUGUUUUGUUCUUCUUUUCCUUGCCUUUCCUCCUUCCCCUCUCUGCCUCAGCUUCUUCAAUUCAUCACCAACAUGAAAGAAUCGGGUACAGAGUUUUGAUGAGCUUCAAAGAAAUUUCUAAAGAAGCUAACAAUACUUUCGAUUGCUCUCCCUCUGGACCUUGUGUUCCUUGCCUUUACUCUGAGAAGAGUGACCAAAAAUAUCGAUGUAGUGAGACUGGCUAUCGUAUCCCUUUCAAAUGUGUAGAAACUGAUGAUGGUUCAAAGGCCGAAAAUAAACAAAAAACAGAAAAGGGUAGGUCUAAUCGUGAAAUCUCAGUUAUCAAUGAGAAUUUAAGACAACGAAGAAGCUUACUUGAUGAUUCAUCAACAUCGGAGAGUGGGUCACGAGCCUAUAUUACCUAUAGGAGCUGUAUACCUGCAGUUAACGAGGAGAAGUUAUCAGUACUCGGUUUUGAGGGAAUUAUUUUUGGGUUACUGCUCAUUAGUGGUUCGGUUGUAUUCUUGAGAAGAAAGCGGGCCAUUACCAUGCCUGGAGUUUCAGCAGGGAGGAUCCAACCAAGCUCUAGGUUUUGAUAAAGAAGCCCUUUCAUAUGAAACAGACUUUGUUGAUUGUUGAGGCUUUGGAGUAAUUUAGUAUAAAACUACAUCUACAGGUAAAUGCUUUAGCUGCUCUUCCUUUAUAUAUUUUUUAAUUUUUCUCCAUGUUGCAGUAAAAAUUGUUGAAAGUAAUUUUCUUAGAACGUAAUUGAUUUUCCAGCACUCUGUAAUUAGCUCUGUAGUUGGUAAAUAAUGUUAAACUAUGUUACACGAA
Molecule: messenger RNA, 972 nt
Organism: Gossypium raimondii (Peruvian cotton)
Lineage: Eukaryota; Viridiplantae; Streptophyta; Magnoliopsida; Malvales; Malvaceae
Exons: 4
Coding region: 57-734 (225 amino acids)
Source: RefSeq, a predicted model, not a curated record